AAUAAUGAUAAAUCCUUAACAACAAAAUAACUAACUAUAUAAUGAUUGUCCUAGUCCUUUGGAUAUUGUUACUUCUGCUCUCUAUAGCUAUUGCUUCGUUUAUUUGUUUGCGACAGUGGCUACAAAACAAGAAAAAGAAAUUGCAUGCUUUGUCGUCAGAUAAUAAGGUUUAUGUUGGCAUUUUCCAUCCCUACUGCAACUCGGGAGGUGGUGGCGAACGUGUCUUAUGGUGCGCCGUGAGAGCUUUGCAGGAAAAAUACCCCAAUGCCAAGAUGAUUAUUUAUACGGGGGACAUAGAUGCGUCCCCGAAUUCCAUAUUGGAGAAAGCCAAGAAUGUCUUCAACAUAAUUAUUGAUAGCGACAACGUAGAGUUUGUGUUUUUAAAGCAACGGAGCUGGAUAGAAUCAAAAACGUAUCCGCACUUUACUUUAUUGGGCCAAAGCCUAGGAUCGAUGUUAUUGGGAUUGGAAGCGAUUUGCAAGUUCCCUCCGGAUAUCUUUAUUGAUACCAUGGGAUAUGCGUUUACUUUUCCUCUAUUCCGAUAUUUGGUUCAGGCUAAAAUCGGCGCCUAUGUACACUAUCCGGUGAUCAGUACCGACAUGUUAAGGAGAGUUCAGAGCCGGCAAUUCUCCCACAACAACAAGAAAUAUGUGGCGAGAAAUCCAUUUCUUACUUGGGCCAAACUGGCCUAUUACCGCUUGUUUUCAAAGAUUUAUAAAUGGAUGGGGCGUUGCGCUGACACAAUUAUGGUAAAUUCCACAUGGACUGAGAAUCACAUAUUACAAUUGUGGGAUGUGCCUUUUAAAACGCAUCGUGUGUAUCCUCCCUGUGAAGUGAGCCAUCUUAAAAAUCUUCCGCACUCGGAGAAAAAUGAUGAAGUUAUCAUAUUAUCUGUGGGACAGUUUCGCCCAGAAAAAGACCAUCCACUGCAACUACAAGCUAUGUAUGAGCUUCGAACUCUGCUGGCACAAGAGGAAUCCCUCUGGAACAAAAUACGACUCGUCAUUGUGGGCUCCUGCCGAAAUAAAGAUGACUACGACAGGCUGAAAAACAUGGAAGAUUUGGCAAAGCAUUUGUCUCUGGAAAACUGUGUUCAAUUUCAUGUGAAUGUUUCGUAUGAUGAUCUUCUUAGACUAUUUCAAAGUGCUCAUAUUGGAAUACAUACCAUGUGGAAUGAACAUUUUGGAAUUGGAAUUGUUGAAUGUAUGGCAGCUGGUCUUAUAAUGGUGGCUCAUAGGUCUGGAGGCCCUCUACUCGAUAUCAUUGAAACCUCUGAAGGCAGUCAGAACGGAUUUCUCGCAACUGAUGCAGUUGAGUAUGCGGAAAAUAUAUUAAAUAUAAUUCUUGAUUCGUUUGACACAAAUAGAAUUAGAAAUGCGGCAAGAUCAUCGGUGGAAAGAUUUUCUGAACAAGAAUUUGAAAAAGGUUUUUUACGAGCUACUUCAACCCUGUUUACAGACGCAUAAAACCAAAAAGGAAGAGUAUUUCCACCUGGGAAUGAUAACAACUAAAGCAAGUGGACAUCCGAUCCAUUCUACUCGAGUAGGACAUAGAACAUAAAGAAUUAGGGGAUUAAGCCCCAACCGUUAAA
Molecule: messenger RNA, 1591 nt
Organism: Drosophila obscura
Lineage: Eukaryota; Metazoa; Arthropoda; Insecta; Diptera; Drosophilidae
Gene: Alg11
Product: GDP-Man:Man(3)GlcNAc(2)-PP-Dol alpha-1,2-mannosyltransferase
Exons: 5
Coding region: 42-1466 (474 amino acids)
Biological process (GO): protein N-linked glycosylation
Cellular component (GO): endoplasmic reticulum membrane
Molecular function (GO): GDP-Man:Man(3)GlcNAc(2)-PP-Dol alpha-1,2-mannosyltransferase activity
Source: RefSeq, a predicted model, not a curated record